Molecule: messenger RNA, 1953 nt
Organism: Erythranthe guttata (spotted monkey flower)
Lineage: Eukaryota; Viridiplantae; Streptophyta; Magnoliopsida; Lamiales; Phrymaceae
Source: RefSeq, a predicted model, not a curated record
GAAUCUCUUCUCUCCUAUGUUGACACGUGUAAUUUUAGGUUUCCCAACCCUAGGGGCAAAUUGUGUAUUUGUAUAAUUUUUGUGUACCAAAUAUCAUAAAACUGCUGAAAAUAAAAGACACCGUUCCAUAAAAAAAACCCCUUUUCAUCUUCCUUCAAUUAUCUGCACAAUACAGUCUCCUCAACUGCAUACACAAACAAUCGAACAGUUUUUAUACAGCAGUUUUAUAACUUCUCAUCCCCAAAUUCAUGUCUUAUUAUAUGUACAUCAACUCGAAUCCUUCAAUCCUUCACAGAAAUCCCUCUAUCCUUCACAGAAAUCGUUCACAUCUAUCAUUCCAGGAAAUUGAAGAUAUCAAAAUUCCGCCGGUAGAUAAAUCAACAACCUUUCCGGCAAAAGAUAAAUCAACCAAAUCGUUUGCCAUCGGAAACCCUGCGAACGGUGCUCGCAAUAUCAAGUAUGGCGCCGGCGCCACCACAGUUUACAUGUUUCAAUGAUAUUACACCCGAACGAUAUAACUGGAAAGUGAUGGCGCGGGUGAUUCGGCUGUGGAAAGUUCCUAGCAAAGCCGAUCAAACUAUUAUUAAUAGCCUUGAUAUGAUCUUGGUCGACGAGCAGGGAGGAAAAAUUCACGCGUCUAUAAAAAGGACUCAAGUCAACAAAUUUUACAGUAUUCUGAAAGAAGGCCAGAAUAGUAUUUCUAAUGCUUUCCACAGCUCAAGAUUGUUAAUAAAUGAAAACUCCGAACCACAUCGAGAGUAUAGAGAAAAACUCUUAAUGCAAGACGCCGCGUUGACACAAUCAAUCAGCGUGAUAUCAAACCAGAGGUCGACAGGGAUUGCAGAUGAUUUGUUGCAGACAGAGCAAAUGACAAUAAUUGAUUUGAAGAAUUGUACUAUUGAACGCAAUGUUGUUGUACUUGCCAAGGUUAUUGAUAUCGAUCCUGAUACUAAAUGGUGGUAUACUGCAUGUUCUAAAUGUUACAAAAAGGUAGAGCAUACAAGUGCAAAAUUCUAUUGUCCAAGAUGUGUAAAGGAUGCUGAUCCAAUUCCAAGGAUUCAAGUAUUGGUAUUUGACACUACUGGAUCCACUAAGUUGGUCAUGUUUGAUAAAGUCGUCAACAAAAUUGUGGGCAAGCCAGCAAAAGAACUUAUUGGUGAUGUAGAUAAAGGUGAUUUGAGUGAUACAAUUCCUAAAGAAUUUGAUGCCAUCAUCAACAAGGAAUUUCUGUUCAUGAUAGAUAUUAGUGCGAUGAACAUAUCAAAAAACUGGUCAGUUUAUACUAUAAAAUCAAUGUCAGCUGAUGAAGAAGUUAUACGGCAGUUUCGUGCAAUGCAUUCUAUUGAGGUGUUUGUUGAUGACGAUGAUUACUCAAAUGGCGACAAUACUAACCAGCAAGACGACAAUUUGGAUAAUUUUAUCGACCAUGAUGAUGAUACGAUACCAAUCAGUAAAUUGCGUGAAAAAAGACUUGAUGACGACAACUUGGAUGAUUUCGUCGAUCCUGAUGUUGAUGCGACACCAAUCAGUAAAUUGCGUGGUAAAGUACUUGGCUACGACAACUCGGAUAUCGUCAACACUAAUGAUGACAACACCCCAGUAAGUAAAUUGUGUGGUAAACGACUUGGUGAUGUACCUGGCGCUAGCUCUUCUAAUUCAUCCGACGAUGGAACUACACAAACUUCAACUACCAAGCCAUACAAGAAAAUUAAAAUAGAAAAACCGUGACGUACAUGUCCUAGAGAUUAUUGUGUUGUUUAUGACAGUACAAUAGUAUUAAACAUUGUUGUACUUUCGAUUAAGAACUCCAGUUUUAUGUUGGUAUGCUUCAACAGUUUUUUUAAUUAAGUCUUUCUUUUUUAAUUCAAACUCCAACUUCCAAUUGCAACUUUAGGACAACUGGCGGUAGAUAGAUUUCAUAUAUUCUCAAUAUUAUUGUUAUUUUCUUCCUCA